AUGCGGAAGUGGUGGAAAAAAGGUCCAAAGCAGGAGACAUUCCGCGAACGGCCGUGUCUGGUGUCACUACAGGAUCGGUAUGUUCUGGUGAUUGGUGACCAUAGUGAAUGGUGUGACUGUCUGCAGUCCGUGGAAUACUGUGAGCCAGGUCAUGCGGUCGUCAAUGACAAUGACGCCUUCUUUCGCGUUCCAGCCGCUGCUGGUUCCACUUGGACCCAUCCAGCUCCAGCCCUGCCUGAGAAACUUGUGCAAUGCCGGGCUGCCGAGUUGGACGGUCGCGUCUUCGUGGUGGGCAUUGCAGCCAGCGAAUGUACAAGGGUUGCCGUCUUCUGUCCACAGAUGGGUGUUGGAGAUGAAGAGCCAGUGCGACUUGGAGGGCAGUGGUUUCUACUGUCACCAGAGUCAACACCAUCCUCACCUUCCUCGAACCUCGUGAGCCACGCUGGUUGUCUCUAUCUCCUCGGUACGCGCCUACUGUACUCCCACUCGUCCUUCCUAUUCUUUUUACAAACCUUGAGAUUGGGUAUGACUGGCUGA
Dibothriocephalus latus is the source of this 537-nucleotide messenger RNA. The record is from the annotation of a GenBank genome assembly. Lineage: Eukaryota; Metazoa; Platyhelminthes; Cestoda; Diphyllobothriidea; Diphyllobothriidae.